This is a messenger RNA of Salvelinus sp. IW2-2015, 741 nucleotides long. Its product is annotated as pancreatic secretory granule membrane major glycoprotein GP2-like. Lineage: Eukaryota; Metazoa; Chordata; Actinopteri; Salmoniformes; Salmonidae. Gene Ontology annotation, cellular component: cell surface; apical plasma membrane. Gene Ontology annotation, biological process: neutrophil migration. The record is from RefSeq and is a predicted model, not a curated record.
CCCCGACCCUGAGACAUCAUGCGAUACUACAUCAUUCAGAACAAAUGUCCGACUGAAUUCCGUCAGGUGAGGGUGGAGGAGAGCGGCUCGUCUCUCAGGGCUCGCUUCUCUGCUCUGCUGUUCCUGUACCAGGGGGACUACCGGGAUGUCUUCCUACACUGCAGACUCAGCUUUUGUGACCAGAGGAGCUCCUCCUGCACUCCAGUGUGCGCCAAAAGGAAAUACCGCUCUGUCACCCCCUCUGUCCCCCUCAAACCCCUCACCAUCGGACCAAUCACCUGGUCCCAAAAUGAAGUUUGAACUUCAUGAAUCCCUGUCAUGMUUCCUGUAUCCUAAAAAAACAAUGAAUUCAGUUAUUUAAAUGAUUUAUGUGAAGUUCAUAAACCUAUCUCACCUAUACAUCAUUUAUGUCCUAAACCAAGCCAUUUCAUAUGUAAUUUCUUACAUACAUCCAGUUAUAAAUAAUGAUCUUUUAAGGAUAUUCUUAUAUUUCUCACAAAUUCAUUGUUGAACCUUUAACUAAGGCGUGAGGCCAGAAAGUGUAUCUGCAGCUAUAAUAUUAUUUCAUCCUAUUGGUCUAAAAUGCUUUGUUUAUGCAGUAAUUUAAUAGUGUUAUUAAAGAUGAUAAAUGUAUGUAUCAAUGUAUUAAUGUACUGGCAUGUAGUGUACUAUUACUCUUAAAUGCUUUGUAUGUGCAGUAAUUUAAUAGUGUUAAUAAAAUAUAAAUGAUAAAUAUAUGUA